CACUUCUAAAAGAGAAAAGUGGAUCGAGACGAAGAAAAAUGUCUCAAAUUCACCCGGACGAUGAUAGCGAAUCUAUUCUGGACCCAAGGUUUGAAGAACUGUUGAAACCUAUCCGAGAUGUUCAACAAAACUUUCAGAUCCAAGUUAGUGAACUGCUGGCCAAAUAUCUGGACAAGGUUCAAACAAUUAAUGUAAAUGGACAAACAUUAAACUUUACAGAGGCGGCCAUGCUUCUACAGGGUUCUGCUAGUUGCUACAGCAAGAAAGUUGAUUACCUACACCAGUCUUCAAUGCGAAUGUUGGACUUGAUAACCAAAGAUAAUGCGAAUGAUGAUGAGGGAGGAGGGGAUGGUGAAGGAACAGAUAACUCUUCAAAAAAAAGAAGAGGAGGAGUAGAUGCUAAUCUGGAGUUUAAACUUAUUCAUCUUGAAUUGGCGAAGAAUAUUGACUGCAAGGAAGGGGAUGUGGAUUUAAGAUCACUUGAAGAUAAACUAGGAUUUAUUCAGGUUACACCCAGGGAGUUUAUUGAAAAAGAAGGUCAAGACCCGUCAAUACUAAAGGUUGAUCUUUACUACGGACCUAACUUUGAGCUGCUGGGAGCAAAGAAGGAUUUCAAGAUGAACUCGCAGUUCUCCACCGCUACAGGGAUGUUAGGAGAGACAUUGGAAACAAAUACUGAUGCUAACAUAUGUGAUGAAACUGUUUUAAAUCCAGACUUUAGGGAUGAAAGUGUUGAUGAUGGAUGUCAUGAUAACGGGGUUGAUGAAGAUGUAGAUGCUCCUGCUGACCCUGGAGGAGAUCAUGUAAAUGAUGGAUCAAUCCACCAGGAGCUUGAGUAUUCUUUACACAUAGAGCAUGGUGGGAGCCCGGAGCUACCAGAAGAUCAACUUGAUAUUAGCGAAAGGGUUGAGGGGCAAGUUGUCUGUACUCGAAAUAAAGAAAUUCUAGCUGACCGGCUCCCAACCCCUCCCCCGCCUUGUGUCCCAGAGAAAGAUCCUUGGGAGCCUUGUAAUCCUUUUCAAACUACAGGAACAGUUAAAGAGAUUAAACGAGGAAGAGUUUUCAAGAUUCCAGGAAGAAUAUCAGGAAAACUCAAGGAGAAAGAAAACAUGGUUCCCUCUGUUGCUGAAUUCCUUCAAUUCGAAGGUGUUGUAAAAAGCAAACAUGCUGAGAUCAAUGAUUAUAUAUUAGCUGAGGAGGAGAGAAGAAAAAAAUUUAUUAAAUCCAAGAUGAAAAGAGGAAGAACAGUAGCGGACAGGGGACUUGAAGGUGUUGUAGGAGAAGAGAAUGCUGAAGAACCUAGAGAAGAUGGUUUGGAUGAUGAGGUUCAAGAUGAUGACGUGCCAGAUGAAUAUGAUGAAGAUCAGGAUUUUCUUCCUUUGCCUGAGUUUGAAUUUCCAGAAAAUCCACACAUGGGAGGAACUGUAGGUCCAGCCCUAGACCUAGGUACAGAGAGUCAAUCUUCAAGUCAAGGGAAGAAAGAAAGUUACGAAGAUCUGGUUAUAAGAAUAGUUGCGGAGAUUGUACAUAAAUCCCAGGCGGGGGUAUCGAGCACGGAGAUGAUGAAAAAAGUUAUUACUUGGCACGACAUGAUCUCUCCUCGCUUGGAAAAAGUUGAGAAGAUGGCAGCCUUUGAUAUUCAUCUCUAUGGGUCUAAAAUAUUAGAACAAUUUCCAUCAGAAAAUAGGAAGACUACAAUAUCUUUCCGAGAUGUAGUGCGCGGCAAAUCACGUGAAGACACAUGUCGUUAUUUCCUAUCGUCCCUUAUGCUUGCAAACUGCAGUAAUAUAGAAAUAGGUUCCGAGGGUGUAAUGGAUGACAUGAAAUUAAGAUUUCUGUCCUCUAGGCGCCAUCAUGAGGACCUUGAAGGAUUCCAGGCAGCUUCACAAGCCACACCAAAUGAUUCUUUAUCUAGCAGCAGCAAACGACCAAGAUUAUGAAACCAAGAAAAAGAAUUAUAUAAAUACUUAAAAUCUGUCCUUAUAACAAAAAUGUUGGUAGUUACAUUUUUAAAAUUUAGAAAUAUACAUUUAAAUUUCUUGUA
This is a messenger RNA of Eurytemora carolleeae, 2044 nucleotides long. Its product is annotated as condensin-2 complex subunit H2. Gene Ontology annotation, biological process: mitotic sister chromatid separation; meiotic chromosome condensation. The record is from RefSeq and is a predicted model, not a curated record. The transcript has 24 exons. Gene Ontology annotation, cellular component: condensin complex; nucleus. Gene Ontology annotation, molecular function: chromatin binding. Lineage: Eukaryota; Metazoa; Arthropoda; Copepoda; Calanoida; Temoridae. The coding region runs from base 39 to 1940 and encodes 633 amino acids.